AUGAACAUUACUAGUGAUGCGUAUUAUACACCAGAGUACCUAUAUCAAAAAAAACGACAGUUGGAACAAAGCUUACGUUACCAGACCGAUCAGCGCUACUAUGCUUCCACCCCAAGAGAGUAUAUGAGCGUUAGUACGAGACACACCAAGGAGAUGAGAAGUGCUAGUGCUAGUGCUAGUUCUAGUGCUACACCCCUGAAAAAACCGGUAAUGAAAAAUAUCCGGCCCAAAGUUGUACCCGCAACAACUCCAUCCCCAUUGAAUUUGGUGCGAAAUGGAGAUGAGGUGGAGAUCGAGUAUGAAUGUGAUUCAGACGAUCAAUUACGGGAAGAGCUUACACCUGCUCAAUUGACUGCUAUGCAGAAUAAAUUUAUAAAGCGUCAUUGUCGCGAGCAACGACGUAUAUCGCGAUCACGAUAUGACGAUCAUUUCCCUUAUGAUAGUUUUGAGAGACAAGUACAACUGCCACAACAAUCUUUAUCACGGAGGAAAGUGAACCAAAAUAACGACUAUUAUUUGAAACAGAAACAAAGGUUCGAUGUGGCAGAUACUUCAUUGAAACCUAAAUUAUAUACACAUAAAACAUUCAGAGAGGUUUUUGAAGAUAAGACAGAGAACAAGAGUAGGUAUAAUCCAAUGGAUAUAGUAUUUGACAAGAAGGAAGGUGAAUAUAGUAGUAGCGAUGGCAGUAAGAAAAGACUUUUGAGUGGUGUCAAAUUCAUGAAGGACAAGUACAAUGAUUAUGACUAUUAUGAGAACAGAAUUCGAAAAAGUGAGAGUAAUGGAGCAAUGAAGAACAACUCUGUGCUGCUGCCGGUUAGUGGUGGUGACCACAAACAGAGUCCAAGUGGAGCGAAAAAUACUAACAUAGAGAAACAGAGUCCAAGUGGAGCGAAAAAUACUAUCAUAGAGAAACAGAGUCCGAGUGGAGCGAAAAAGACUAUCAUUGAUGGUGGUAAUAAAGAAGGCAAAAGUAAAGGUGAAAGCAUAUUUGUAUCUGGUGAUGAUGAGGAGCCGAAUACCAAAAUAAAUCAGGCGAGACUUAAACAAUUGUUAAAGAAAAAAUUGAAACAAGCGAGUAAAGAACUAGGUCGAGAUUUUGACUCUUAUAUUGAUGAGGCUAAGAAGCAGAAAAUUGUUGACAAAAUUGUUGAAAAAUUAGUUGAGGGAGAGGUCAAGGAGGAAGAGAAACCAAGCGUAAAGCCAAAGAAGGAAGAAGGGGAGACGAAGAAAAAGGAGGAAAAAAAGGCGGAGAAGGAGGAGAAGGUCGAUGUUGAGGUUGAGGUUGUUGAAGAAAAAACGAAUAAAUGUGAACCGACUUCCUUAUUAGUUCCUUGUGUCAAUUAUAUCAAGUCAUGGUUUCCAGUUGGAAAACAAGAUGAGAAGGAGGUGACAAUACCAAUAGAUAAGCCCGAUGUACAAUCUAAACAAGCAUCAUCCACUUCAAAAGAGUUAGUACCUAUCAAAGCAGCUAGUCCUAAGACCGCCACAGCACCAGCACCAACUCCUCCUCCUCCUCCUCCUCUGACAACACCAGCUGCUCCUCCUGAUAAUGCACAGCUACUAAAGAACCCUAGAAUAAAGAAAUUCACUAGAGGAUCAAAGUUAAUAUUUGCAAAUUGGAAUGAACCAGCAAUCAAAAUGUUUAAUGGUAACUUGGCCGUUCCACAAAAGAACAGUAAACCAUCAUUACUACCACCACCAGAAAGCACAUCCAUUUCGCAUAUAGUAGAAGACACCCCAACGGAAUUCAUAAUUGAGUUAGAUUCAGAAAAUGAAGAAAUUGAAUCCAUGUCUGAAGAGCUCUACUAUAACCCUACAACAAAGCAACUCGAAACACAACCACCACCAUCAUCAUCAGCUAGUUCUCAUCAUACUUUAGCCAUUGAAGGAGCACCUUCUUCUCAGGAACAAUUAUACAAUUUAAUAGACACACAAAAACCAAUAGAAGUAAUCAGUAAUCUAAUAACCAUGCUCAAAAAAUUUCAAAUUAUGAGAAUCAUUUUUUCACCAAUUGAUGUCUUUGGAGAUUUUUUUCCCAAUUUGCAAAUGGUAGUUCUAAUAGUGGAGCUUCUAUUAUUUAUGUGGAUUUUAUUUGAAUUGAGUCGAUUGAUCGAUGCAUUAUGUAUAAUGAUUAAAGCCAUUUGUGCACCAAUGAUUGCUGUUGGAAGAUUUAUGAAUAAGAUUAUGUGA
Lodderomyces oxycetoniae is the source of this 2193-nucleotide messenger RNA. RefSeq lists its product as uncharacterized. The transcript has a single exon. The record is from RefSeq and is a predicted model, not a curated record. NCBI's taxonomy places the organism in Eukaryota, Fungi, Ascomycota, Pichiomycetes, Serinales, Debaryomycetaceae. Bases 1 to 2193 code for a protein of 730 amino acids.